AUGGCACAGGCUUUGCAUGUCAACCCUGAACACCUCGCUCUCCACCCGGCUAAUCAAGAGCCCGACGUUUCCUCUGCGGUAUCGUACUCUGCUACAGAGUUUUUGGCUGCUCUUGGCCCGGGAGCUGCCGCUGGCACCUCUCCUUUUGGGGCUGCCGGCGCCCUUGCUGGAGCUGGUGGCGUCCCUGGCACCCUGCCGGGUGUCCUCACACAGGGGCCUGCUUUCGCUGUCGCCCCGAUUAUGGCUCAGGGAAACUACCCCGGGGUGCUAUUGCAAGUCAUUUUGACCGCACAACCAGCAUCGACCGAGCUUCAGCCCAUGGUGCCCAUGGGUUUGCCCGACCUCACGAUCGGCCAACACUUCCCACAGGGAGUAAACCCUGUUGCAGUAGGCUCCAUCUAUUUCCAGCCGCUCGGGCCUAAUGAAUCGCUGCUGGUCACCCCCUCACCUGGUCCGGUGUUGGACCAGCCGUCCAGGAUGUCCCAGCUAGAGGACUGGGCCCCCGUUUUGCACGGGGUUGCAUAUGAGGCUCACGACGUGUUACUUGGGACCAUCUUCGCUGAUGACAAUAGCGAUCCCUUUGCAACCGGUACCCCUGUACGCUCGACUGCACGCGAGACGUUUCUUGACAUUAGGGCAUGCUUCGAGGAUCAGGAGUUGCGGAAGAGGAAUCCGUUAUCACGCCGCCUUCCCGAACAGUAUUGGGUAUCCGAUGACAUAGUGACCCUCAUAGCAGACUCCCUCGGCAACUUCAGGUCUCGGCUGAAGGAUCUCGCACAGAAACUCAUCGACAUCGACCCUAUCAACGACCGCAACCCUCUCCCCGUACAGAUGUAUAAAAGUUUUUAUCUGCACGCUCCCGACAUCAACGCAGACAGUGAUGGGCCUGCGCCUCCAUCCCUCGUUCGCCAAAGAGCCAUAACUUUGAGGGAGCACGAACUGUUCAUGCACCGUGGCACCGCGCUACCGAACGGCCGAUUCCAACACGACUAUAGCAACCCGGUGCUAUUCCGCUUGGUAGAGAGAGCAUUCUAUGAGGGAAACACCUUCGGCGGCCAACAUUCACUCGCCCGGGCAAUUGACGCAAUUUAUAGAAAGUACUUCCCGAACGUCCCGGACGAGGAAGUACCUUUCUGCACAUCCAUCCCAAUCACCACCAUCACCCUAUGCGCCACUGUAAUUGCGAACGUGCUUGAUCAACAUUGCAAAACCGGCUUCUUCGACCACAUCCGCUUUCACCGCGAUAAAUACCGCAUGUUAUUUACGGACAUUCACAACGAGCUCUAUCUGGCGCUGCAGGACCCAGCAUUCGGCCCUGUUUAUCGUGAUUUUUUGCAGCAGCAUGCUGAGUCGUUCCUUCGAGGCCGCCUGUUGCCAGUACCGGGCGCUGGCGAGGGGCUGUAA
This is a messenger RNA of Sparassis crispa, 1404 nucleotides long. RefSeq lists its product as hypothetical. The transcript is spliced from 6 exons. The coding region runs from base 1 to 1404 and encodes 467 amino acids. The record is from RefSeq and is a predicted model, not a curated record. Lineage: Eukaryota; Fungi; Basidiomycota; Agaricomycetes; Polyporales; Sparassidaceae.